This is a messenger RNA of Paramecium pentaurelia, 744 nucleotides long. The record is from the annotation of a GenBank genome assembly. NCBI's taxonomy places the organism in Eukaryota, Ciliophora, Oligohymenophorea, Peniculida, Parameciidae.
AUGGAGUUCUUCAUCAUCAAAUACAUAAUUCAGAUGUAUAAAUCGCAAUAGAAAACAUAUCUAAUGGGGUUAAUAAAUGAAAUUAAAAAAGAAGAUGUUAAUAAUAAAAAAAAUAACAAAAUGGUGAAAAAAAACUUGAAUAAUUUUAAGAACUAUACUCCAGACGAUCUAUAAGACUUGGAAAUAAUUGAUUACUAUUAAAUUGCUUUUUAAGUUUGGAAUAAUUUGAUUCAUAUAUAAUUUUAAAUCACUUAAGAAUUAGAUGGACUAUACAAAAAAUUUUAAAGAAUAUUUGAAACUAAUGCAAUUCUACCAAAUUAGAACAAAUUUAAAAUUUAAAAGGAAAGAAUAGUUGUUUUUGAUGCAUUAAAAGUAGAUAAUCUAAAAAAUUAUGACUUUUAUUGCGAGGUUAUUAAUAAUCACAUUUGAAAGAACUCGAAAACUUAGAAACUUAGGGAUAUUGAUCGUUUUCUGUAUGAUUUAUUAGAGUACACAAUUAGAUUGGCAAGAACAAUGAGUAAAAAUGUAAUGACGUAAGUUUAAUAUAAGUAGCUAGGAUUUUUUAAAUAAAAUGAAAAAAAAUAGACCAAUAGCAAAAUGAAUUUUUUCAUGAUGAUGUUAAAUAUGGGGCUUAGAAGUUUUUAACUUGUCUCAUAAUAAGUAUAAAAGUUCUUUAUUGCAGCUGAUUUAUAUCAAGUAUAACUUUAAUUGAAAGAUUUUUAUAUUCAGAUUUCAACACUAUGA